UGCAUUUAUUGCAAUGGUAUUCUUAUGGCUCCCACUAGAUAUGGGACUUCUACAAGUUUGACAUCUUGGGAUGGUCGUCGCGAAUUGGGAUGAAAUAUCCUACUAUUUCUGAGAUAGCUAGGGAUAUUCUUGCUGUUCCUAUUUCCAAUGUUGCUUCUGAGUCGACAUUCAGCACAGGAGGUCGAGUUUUAGAUUCGUUUAGGACAUCCUUAUCCCCUGAAGUUGUGGAGGCUUUGAUUUGUUGUGAAGAUUGGAUAAGAUCUUCAGACUCCGAGUUGGUGGCUGAUGGAGAAGAUGAGGGUGAUGAAGUGGUAUUUCAAACUGUAUAUGCAGCUUUUCAAGCUCUGAGUGCAAGUGCACCUACAGGACCUAGUGGAAGCUCUCAUGCAGGACCUAGUGGAAGCUCUCCUGCUACCCAUGUUUUGAUCCCGAGUCCUACUAUGUCAUAAGUGGAAGAAGACUAUGUCGACGACAAUUCUGAUGAGAAUGAUGAGACUUAUGUGGAUGUAGAGCUUGAUGAGGAGUGAUAAUAGUAGUAGUGUUUAUCUUGUAUGGUAGAUGAACUUUGAUUUUACUUGGAUGUUAUCAUUUGAGAAUUGUAAAACUAAUGUGUUUAAUUACGAGUUGAAGAUAAUCUCAUCUAUGAUUGUCGGUAUUUUAUGUUGAAAAAAAUUAUUUAUAAUUUUGCGCCAAACACCAAACAUUUUUUGCAUAUGAUAGU
This is a messenger RNA of Linum tenue, 721 nucleotides long. The record is from the annotation of a GenBank genome assembly. Lineage: Eukaryota; Viridiplantae; Streptophyta; Magnoliopsida; Malpighiales; Linaceae.